CGUGUGUGUUGCUUCGGAACAAAACCCUGCUGGGCUUCUUUGGGGAGUCUUCUUUCCAAAAGAGGUGGUCAAUAUGCAAAAUUGAUGACUACACAUUCUUUGUUGCGAGGCUAUUGUACGUUGCUUGCUUAUGAAGUCUAAUCCAAUCAUAAAUUGCACCCCCGGACCAAUCAGCGAGCCCCGAGCUCUCGAUGAAUGAAACUCAAGUGGAGAACCCCAUUGUUGAAGCUGUCACUUUUGAAAGCGCUUGAGCGGCGCUGACCACUAUAAAACCCGUCACGCAGGAGGAAGGGCCAGGAGACUCCUGCCAGACUCACUAGGUGGAUCUUUAUAGAAGGUUGUAAAAGCAGGGGUGGGGGGAACGAGGGGAGGAGCACAUCAGCCUCCUCUUCCGAGUUUUCAAGACACCGAUCCCAAGGCUAGGUUUCCCCUUGGACAGCUCUCUCCUCUCUCUCUCUUUCUCUCUCUUGCCACUGCCAUGAUGUUCCCAAGUCUGAUCGCUCCUCCAGCCGUAUACCCGAGCCUCCUGCGGCCAACUCCAACUCUCACGUUGCCUCAAUCGCUGCAAUCUGCCUUUUCCAGCCACUCCAGCUUCUUGGUGGAAGAUCUCAUAAGGAUCAGCAGGCCUGCCAGUUACCUGCCCCGAAGCAACGCCCCUCCUCCGCCUAGCAUGUCUCCUCCCAGCUCCGGUGCGAACGCCUCCAGGACUGACACGGCGACUGACCAGCUCGCUUCUAACCCCUCUGGCGCUAGAAGAGGCUGCUCCCCGCAGACCUCCGUCGCUUCCACUAACGAUUCAACAUUCCUGAAGUUUGGGGUCAAUGCCAUCCUUUCGUCUACGCCCAGGACAGAAACGUCCCAUGCGCUGAUCCAGAACGCACCUCCCAAGACCUUCUCCUUCCCCUACUUCGAUGGAUCCUUCCAACCUUUUAUCAGAUCGUCUUAUUUUCCAGCCUCUUCUGUGGUGCCCAUCCCUGGCACAUUCUCCUGGCCCCUGGCUGCCCGAGGGAAACCACGCCGAGGAAUGCUCCGCAGGGCAGUCUUUUCAGAUGUGCAACGCAAAGCUCUGGAGAAAAUGUUUCAGAAACAAAAAUACAUCAGCAAACCAGACAGAAAGAAGUUGGCAGCCAAGUUGGGCCUGAAAGACUCCCAGGUGAAGAUCUGGUUCCAGAACAGAAGAAUGAAGUGGAGGAACUCCAAAGAGAGAGAACUCCUGUCCUCUGGUGGCUGCCGGGAGCAAACCUUACCCACCAAGUUCAACCCUCACCCAGACCUCAGUGAUGUAGGCAAGAAAGGUUCUGGGGAGGAGGAAGAGGAAGCAGCAUCACCCGUGUGCCCAGGCAGCCCCAGGCAUGCCCUAACCUACCACCAGUCUACAGAGCACCCACACCUGAGGGAGAGGCUGGACUCCCAGAUGCUCCCUUCUCCAACCCAUUCCAGCAGCCCCAGCAAACCAUCAGACUUUUCAGACACAGAGGAAGAGGAUGAGGAGGGGGACGAUGAAGAAGAAGAAAUCACAGUCUCAUAGAGACCUGUCUUCUUCUUCUUCUUGCCAUCACAAAGAGAGACUUUGCAAAGAUGUAAAUAAACUAUCUAAUUGAAGAGGUGGCGUCCUUCCACAAGUCCACCUGGCUCACAUAUGCAAUGUACUGAUCGUCUCUGAUCCUCCAGUCUUCUUUAUGCUGUAUGCCACAUCUUUGCUCUGAUUAGACAACCUUGCCAGCUUUGCACUUUUCCAUUGGGAGUUAUAGCCUAAAGAGUCAUUAACACACACACACACACACACACACACACACACACACACACACACACACACACACUUUUGUUAUGAAGACCUCCUUGAUUUAGAAAUAGAGUAACUAGUCUGAGACAACUGUUAAUUCAUUUACCAGAGAGUUGGAGUCAACUUGAGGACAUAUUAAUUUCUCCAAAGGACUUGGAAAAUAGAGGAUCUGUUCCUAGAAGUCCUAGUGUGAUGAGCUGUUGCCAUGAGCUGCAACAUCCGUGUGACUAUUAAUGACUUGCCACACACACCAAGCCCCGAAAUAUAGCUUACACUGAUAUUUCAGUGUAAGCUAAUGUGGAAAUCACAUAUUGCUGGAAUCACAAGUGUGGGCCUGAACAGUGUCCCAAAUAAUUCCUGGCUACUCACAAAAACAAUAGUCUCUUCUUUCUAAGUGUUAAUAUCUUUGCAUUCCUUUCUACAUUGCUCUCACAUGCCUCAAGAACUUUAAACCAUCCCUACAUGUGUUGCUAGCUCUUUGCUAUCUCCCACUGUGUGUCUGCACUGCUAAAGAUGUAAUGUGGACACAGUCAGGGACCCUGGGCCCCGCCUUUUUGA
Messenger RNA from Hemicordylus capensis (graceful crag lizard), 2341 nucleotides. RefSeq names its product developing brain homeobox 1 (gene DBX1). Gene Ontology annotation, molecular function: DNA-binding transcription factor activity, RNA polymerase II-specific; DNA binding. The coding region runs from base 479 to 1528 and encodes 349 amino acids. The record is from RefSeq and is a predicted model, not a curated record. The transcript has 4 exons. Gene Ontology annotation, biological process: regulation of transcription by RNA polymerase II; cell differentiation in spinal cord. Lineage: Eukaryota; Metazoa; Chordata; Lepidosauria; Squamata; Cordylidae.